CGCGACCGAUAAGCCGAGUCAGCCGCGCGGAUUCGGCGGAGAAUUUAAGAGACCGCUCACGGCCGAUCUCGCCGAUUGAGCUCGGCUGGUCCGCAGACGAUCGAUUCGACCCCUUCGACUGGCCGCGCUCUCGUGGAUCCGUCGAGAGCCGAACCGAUCGUGAGCCGAUCGAUCGUCGACUCCCCCCGCGAGUGCGAGAAUUCUACUUGUUGCGAAGGACAAAGAAGUGCGUCGAGAGGAAAGAAAGAAAGAGAGAGAGAGAGAGAGAGAGGGGACGGGGUUCCGUGAGAAACGAAGAAAGCCGCCGCCGGAAGCGGAAAUUCGCGUCUGCGCGAGUGUGCCGAGAUCGUGUCGCGAUCGCGUGAUACGCGUUGCCGCGAAAGUGCCGCGUGAGGAACGAGGUCGUGGGUGAGUGGUAUCUCGCCGAUCCGAUGUGAACAGCACGACGGGAAGAUCGGUCGAUCGCUUCCUGAACGGGGGAGAAAGCAGUGCCGAUCCGAUCAUCGCGCGAUGCCGCGUCGCAACGACGACCCCGCCGUCGUCGGCUCGGCACGAGCUGCGCGCGACGGGAUGAGAGCGAAUGGUCGACGUGUGCGAGAACGAGAGUAGAUACCGAUACGUUGUUACAUCGUUCGAAGACUCCAGCCGUCGGCCGAUCGGACGAAGAGUAUCGGGAGAGCGUGUCGCCGAGUGGCUGAACGUGGAGUAGGCGAGAGCGCAGUAGCACGUGAGACGAGUGCCGUCGCUCGAGACACUUGUUGCACGUCGGCCGUCCCUUAAAGAGGGUCUCCGCGCGUCAAUCGGGCAUCCUCCGGCCGCGAGGAACGGACAGCGUGGGUGAGCGCCGCGUGUUCUCGCGAACGUCGCGGCAUGUCGCUCGACGGGACGGUCGCGGACGACCGCGGGCCGAGCGACGCGUCCCUCGUCCUACGCCUAUCGAUCACGUUCGUUCGCAAAAAGUGUUACCACUCGCGUGCACUCGUCGUCGUCCUCUCGUUGGUGAGCGCGUGAGCGUGCGUGCGUGGCAUGCCGUCGAUCGUUGCGCGAACUGCACCCUCGGUUGGACCUCAUCGUCGUCGUCGUUAUUCCUGUUGUUGGCGCGCCCGGACGCUCGGCCGGCUCGAGUAACAACAAUCGAGUAGCGCGUUCGGUGACCGGCGGAAAAACGCGAAGUGCCGUAAGUGCGCGCCGGAUACAUCGGUGUCCUACCGGGGGAUCGAGAGAAGAGCGAUCAUGUGCUACGACGCUCGGUGACACCGGUCGCGGUCGUGCUAUGCGGCGCUACCGUUAGUGGUAUACGUAGCCGAGGCAGCGAGCAGAGCUACCACUGCGGGGCGGCUAUCACCACGUGGUGGACAUCCCCGAGCGCGUACUCGGGCGGUUUCGGCAAGAACAAGAGGAAACAAAGACCGGAAGGCUGGAUCACCUCCGUGGAAUGUCUUCGGGCGCCAAGCGGCUGGUGCAGUCGCUUAGGGGCCGAACCGGCGGUAGAGGCGCCGGCGGCGGUCGAUCCGACGCCGGUGCCGGGGACGACAGCGGCGUCGGCGGCGGCGGGGCCAGUACCAGUGCGACCCGGCUCUGCCACUACGACAGUGGACACGAGUUGGACGAGAUCUCGGUGAUCGGGGCUGUGAGGGGUAACGAAGGGCUGACGACGCCCACCACACCGUGCCACUGCAGGGCUCUCAAGUACGGCAGCGGACAGACGCUUUGCAGCAUCACCGGAUUGGUCCCGCCCGCACCCGCCGCACCCGCGCACAGAACACAGUCCGGCGUCAUCACAUCGGCUGGCGGUGGCGUGAGGCAUCGCCUAAGCGUCGGCUCCGCGUCCGCCCUGAGCUGCGGAGGUGAGAAGCACCGGGAUGGCAGGACCGGAAGGACCGGCGAUGGCAGAGCCGGGGGCGGCAGAGAGAAGGAGGAUGACACCAAGAGCGCGGAGAACGUGUCCAGGGGGGUUUUACCCUCGAGGCAGAGCCUCUUGGACCUCGUCAGCGGUAAAUUCAUGGGCCGGCACACACCCACGCACCACUACUAUCACCAACAUCAACAGCAGGUGUACUCUGUUUCACAGCGUUACUUCAGCUCGUCACGCGACUCGCUUCACGAUACGUACGUGAACCGGAGAGCGAGCGAGCUCGAUCUGUGCCGCAAGCCGAAGAGGAGAGACCACCUAAGGGGCAGAUUUAAGCUGCCGUAUGCAGUUGCGCUCACGCCAUCGCGCGAACAGUCGCACCUGCAUACACCGGCGUCGGUCAAUCAUCUCAGCAACAGCAGCUGCAACGGCACCGAGACGAGGUACACGGCGCAGCAGCAACAGCAGCAACGCGGUAGUAGGGGCUAUCCCGGGCAACCAGGAUCGAGGGGUUUCCGCACGGGUGCGCCGAACUGGUCCUUCAUCUUCGAUCCUGCGGGACGUCUCUGUUACUAUUGGUCGAUGGUGGUUUCCCUUGCCUUUCUUUACAACUUCUGGGUGAUCAUCUAUAGGUUUGCCUUCCAGGAGAUCAACGGAGAGACCCGUUGGGUAUGGUUCUGCCUGGACUACUUCUCGGAUUUUUUAUACGUGCUCGACAUAAUAUUUCACAUUCGAACGGGAUACUUGGAAGACGGCGUACUGCAAACCGACGCCACGAAACUAAGAAAUCAUUACACAAACAGCACCACGUUUUACAUAGACAUCCUGUGCCUGCUGCCCCUCGACUUUUUAUACUUAUCUAUAGGAUUUAACAGUAUGCUGCGAAGUUUUAGACUCGUAAAAAUUUACCGGUUCUGGGCGUUCAUGGACAGGACCGAGCGACACACGAACUACCCGAAUUUGUUUCGCUCCACCUCCUUGAUACAUUAUUUACUGGUGAUCUUUCACUGGAACGGGUGCCUCUAUCACAUUAUUUAUAAGAACAACGGCUUCGGCAGUAAGAACUGGGUGUUCAGCGACUCUGAAACGGCGGACGUGGUGAAGCAGUAUCUGCAGAGCUACUACUGGUGCACUCUUGCUCUGACGACCAUCGGUGAUCUGCCCAGACCGAGAAGCAAGGGCGAAUAUCUCUUUGUGAUUGGUCAGCUUUUCUUCGGUUUGCUGCUGUUCGCAACGGUGUUGGGACACGUCGCAAACAUCGUCACCUCUGUCAGCGCAGCGCGAAAGGAGUUUCAGGCGAAGCUGGACGGCGUGAAGACGUACAUGAGGAUGAGGAGAGUGCCGAACCAUCUGCAGGUGAAGGUCAUCAAGUGGUUCGACUACCUGUGGUUGACGCAGAAGUGCUCCGACGAGGAGAAGGCAGUGAGUUGUCUUCCAGAUAAGCUGAAGGCGGAGAUCGCGAUAAAUGUGCACCUGGACACGCUGAAAAGGGUCGAGAUCUUCCAGAACACGGAGGCCGGCUUCCUGUGCGAGCUGGUGCUGCGACUACGACCCGUUCUUUUCUCACCUGGCGACUACAUCUGUCGCAAAGGUGAGGUGGGAAAGGAGAUGUACAUAGUGAAUAGGGGCCGACUGCAGGUGGUAGCCGACAACGGGAAGACGGUGCUCGCCACCCUAAAGGCGGGUUCCUACUUCGGGGAGAUCAGCAUUCUCAAUAUGGGGACCGCAGGUAACCGGCGAACAGCCAGCGUGCGCUCGGUCGGCUACUCGGACCUCUUCGUACUCAGCAAGAAGGACAUGUGGGACGUGCUCAAGGAGUACCCGGCUGCCCGAGUACGCCUGGAAGCUAUCGCGGUCAAGAGGCUGGAGAAGUACAAGAGGACUCCUCUGGAGAAAGUCAUGAGCAGGUGUCAGAGCACACCCGGCCUGGUAGAGUCGCAGGGUCGCGUGCCGUUGGAGGAGAUGUGGAUAGCGCCGAUCGACCUCAAGUCCGCUCAAGCGUAUUCGACGGCCCACUCGUUGUUCUCGCCGAGCCCGAGUCCGGUGACAUCACGCGGCGUAACGGGCGCCGGGGCCGUGACCGACGGGAACAACGUGCCCAGGGGUGCGGAGAGCCCGAUAAGCGCGACCAGCAGCGGCCCCAGCAGCGAGGACCAGACAGCCAGGGCGCCGCAAUCGGCCGCUACGCAACCCUCCACCGGAAGGCAGUCCACCCACUCUGACUUGCUUGCAGGCUUGACCUGCAACAGCAUGACGCAGCUGGUGAGCGAGGGCACGACGCCUCUGUUCGGCACGCACGAGGCACUGCUGGCGGAGAUCCAGCGUCUUCGCGAGCGUCUGAAGUGCCUGGAGACCGAGAACGCGGCGAUGAGCGUCAAGCUAAGCCAGCAGCAGUGGGAGGUGGAGCACCGGCUGGCCGAAAUCGAGAUGCAGAUCUGCGGGGCGAGCUCGACUUCGAGCGUCGAGGACAACAAUGAGAGGAACCGGGAGAGCAUUAACGUCGGCGGUCAAGAGGAGCAGGACGAAGCGAGGAUCUUCAGCGACACCAAGUCGAUCGGUAGCUUGAGCCAGCACCUCUUCGAGAGCGACGAGGACGAGCGUUACUACGGUACCUGCAACGGCUAUGUCUCGCAGCCCGGCAGCAAGUCGAACCUGCUGCUGUGCAGCGAGUGCGACCAGAAGACACGUACCUGUACCUACCGACCGCAAACGCCUGGCUCCUACGGCGGCAGAUACGUGGAGGAGCGGAUGGAAGACCGACUGCAGGAGCCAGGAACCUCUCGUGCCUACAGAAGCCCGGUGAAGCUGUCCUCUCCGCGCUCUUACCACGCGACGGAUCAGGAUCGUGUGGCUCAGACGGCAUCACCUCGGUCCACGUACCACGAUCCGGAACAGCCGGCGCUGAUCACGUCACCUCGAUCUUACCGAGGUCAGGAGCAGCAACGGCGCGGACGGACCGCGAGGAACACGGACGACCGAGACCGCGACGAGAGCCCGACCUGCGAGCUCUGCCGUGGUAACGGCUACGUCGUGCACUGCGAGCACUGCGACUUCUCCAGCGACGGCGACCUGAUCUGCUUCCGGUGCCAGAGCGACGAGGGCUCGUCCAACGGUCAGAUCUGCCCCCGUUGCGAGCGGGAGGCCGCAGGUACCGCCGCGGCAGCAGGCAGGUCCGGCUCGGUGACGGGCGCCACGUCCUCCAGCGACGAGGGCAAGUACCCGGUGGACGCGGUGGUGAAGAUCCAGGUGAACGAUCGGACGAUCGACGUCGACUCCGACGAGACCCCCGAGAGCGAGAGCUCGAGCAACCAUCAUCCCCAGAGGGGCACGAUGGAGAGACUCGACACCAUCGUCGAGGCGAAGGGCGACACUGCCAGCGAGAACGACGAGGAGAACGGCGGCACGAAGCUCAACGGUACCACUAGCGCCAGAUAUCUCAAUUACAUGAUCGUGCUGUUCCUGUAAAUAGACGACGUU
Messenger RNA from Dinoponera quadriceps, 5329 nucleotides. RefSeq lists its product as uncharacterized. NCBI's taxonomy places the organism in Eukaryota, Metazoa, Arthropoda, Insecta, Hymenoptera, Formicidae. Gene Ontology annotation, cellular component: intracellular cyclic nucleotide activated cation channel complex; plasma membrane. Gene Ontology annotation, molecular function: intracellularly cGMP-activated cation channel activity; cGMP binding; protein-containing complex binding. Gene Ontology annotation, biological process: monoatomic cation transmembrane transport. The transcript is spliced from 17 exons. The record is from RefSeq and is a predicted model, not a curated record. Bases 1436 to 5317 code for a protein of 1293 amino acids.